Priapulus caudatus is the source of this 6113-nucleotide messenger RNA. RefSeq lists its product as uncharacterized. The record is from RefSeq and is a predicted model, not a curated record. NCBI's taxonomy places the organism in Eukaryota, Metazoa, Priapulida, Priapulimorpha, Priapulimorphida, Priapulidae. The coding region runs from base 1216 to 3300 and encodes 694 amino acids. The transcript has 7 exons.
GCUGUGCGCGCGCGUGUGUGUCACUGCGUGUGUUUACUUGUACAUGCGCCUGUGAUCAGUGUGUGUCUGCCGCUGCCAUGGUGAGUGUGUCAGCGAAUGCCUGUCGUCUGCAGCUUCGCUAAGCAGAAAUUGCCAUUACUGCUGCCAAUUCAAGCGUGCACGCGUCAAAAAACUAGAACACGUCCCACCUCACUGGUGUCCGAGCAGCUUCCACGGUCCAGCGACACGUAAACAUGGCAUUGCGGAGCGGCUUGCUGUGCAUCUCAUUGUGGUGUAGCUUCACAGUAGUUCUCUAGAGGCAGUGACUUCACUACUGUUCUCUAGAGGCGGUGACUUCACUACUGUUCUUUAGAGGUGGUGACUUCACAGUUCACUACUGUUCUUUAGAGGCUGUGACUUCACUGCUGUUCUUUAGAGGCUGUGACUUCACUGCUGUUCUUUGGAGGCAGUGACUUCACUACUGUUCUUUAGAUGCGGGGACUUCACUACUGUUCUUUAGAGGUGCUGACUUCACUACUGUUCUCUAGCAGCUGCGUUUGUUUAUAAUCGCUAUUGCUACAAUUGCUGCUGUUUUCGGCUGGCUGAACAGGUGGCUUGCCCAUCGCAUCUAUUUGCAUCACACUCGCAGUGCGUUUAAAAAAAGAACAGAAACAACUCUGUAAUCGGCACGCGCACAGGGUCAGUUCAUUCUGCAUCAAGUCUUCCGUUCAAACGUACAUACACAUGACCAACAGACAUCUGUGCCAGUGACAAAUUUAUUGCGUAUAUAUAUAUACAAACUUUACGCAUCACCAGUGUGUGCGCGGGGAUUUUAGUGGCGUUUGCACGUGCUCCACGCCAACAAGCAUUCUUCGACGUUGGAUCGUGGGUGUGCAUACGACCAGUGUUCCCCGGAGCAACCCUGAAGAAGUUUCUGUUGCGGAGAUGCCGAUGCCAGCUAGGAAUUCUGUGAUCGCUCUCUGAAAUCCAGUUCGUUAGUGAUUACUGAAGUAUGGACGCCAACCGCAAGUAUCAAUUUCAACUGGAUCAUCAGCGAUUCAUCUUUAAUAUCCAGACCGUUGCCAAAAUCCUGACAAUCGUCAAGUCCGGCUGCUAAUUGCUAAUCAAAUGAACUCCUGAAUCGGUGCCGUCACCGUCGUCACUGCCAUCGCAACCAGAUGCUGCUGCUCGUUUCCGAACCAAAGUAGGAGCACUUGCCAAGCAACGCUUCUUCUCAUGUGGAGGGGCAACGAGCCGCUGGCGCCGGGCAACAGGCCGGUCUGCCUGGACACGGUGAGCAUCGACACUGACCUUGACCCCGAUGACCUGGACGACAUCGAGGCGUCGUACACGGACAUGCAGGGUUCGCUCUGCGACAGCCUCACGAAUCUGUUUAUCGACGAGGACGCAGGAUGCUCGGACGACUCGAGCCGCGACAGCCUGACAAACGUCUACCGAGACGACACCUCGCUCGACGAGUCCUCGCUGGAGGCGGCGGGGAGAAGAGGAUGCACGGAGGCGGGGAGGGGCAGGUGCAAGGAGGGAGGACGGGUAGAGGUUGGUAGGGAAGCAUGCAUGGAAGAACGGAGAGAGGUGUUUGUGGAUGAUAGGAGAGCAGGGUGGGUAAAGGAGGUUAAAAGUGCAGAGGAAGUCCGAGGUGCAGUGUGUGAACUCAGUAAUUCAUGGGACGGGAAGGUAAAGGGCAUGCUUGGAAAGGAAGCCAUGCAGGAGACCAACUGCCAUUCUCCGCAGCACUACAAGGACAGGGAGACGUGGACCAGCAACGAUGGCAGCAGUCGGGGAAGCUCCGUACGUCUAGAGGAAGGCGAACGAAUGUCGCCAAAGAGAAGUCUCGACGUUGCGGAGUUUCACGGGCCUGGUGUUAAGCCUACUCCAGUUCUGAUAGGGGGUCUCGUUCAGGCAAACCUUCACCACAAAGAGGGCCGUGAACGAAUCUCCCCUCACAGGAUCCCUGACGUCGCAAAUGCUUCACAGCUAGGCGAUAAGAAAAGUGCUUUAGGCGACAAUAUCGUGCAGAAAAACUCUCUCAGGCGUGAGCAAGGAGAGCGGGUCUCUCCUCAGAGGCACAUCGACGUCAUAGACAACGUUGAGCUUGGUGGUAAAAGAGGAAGCCCUUCUGAGGCGGAGAACACCCGUGGAACCCACAUGCGGCUAGAAGAAAGAGAAUGCGUCUCUCCUCGGGGAAAGCGCGACAUGGCGAAUUCCCCCGGCAGCAAGCGGAGCCCCUCGCUCGCCGAAAGCCUGGAACUCGAUCGGCUGCUCGUAUCCUUCGGCGAGCAGAGUACGCUAAAUAUAGAAAACAGCAGUGACACACCACGCGCACGCGAAUCGGCACACGAACUCACGCGGCCGCAUCUCACAGAGACCGAAAGCGUUAGCGGUGCUUCUGGGAGGCCGCUCCAACCCGUAGCUCUACGCAAACCCUUUGGCAUCAGCAGCGGCGAUUUGGAAGAGGUCACUCAGCAUCUGUCGGCGAUCAAGCGGCGAUCAUUGACCCUCGAACUCGGCGUCGACGACGUGGGGCGAGGGUUAGAGGCGAGUGGUGAACUGCCGACCCCCGAGUUGGCAAGGAUACGGCGGGAGAUGUGGAGCGACCUGGCAGACAUCAUAGGCGAAGAGCAGGCUCAGAUGUUGAAGUGGGCGUGCGAGACCGACCGCAAGGAGGAGAAGGCGAAGGAGACGCAGGUAGACGUUAGGAGCGAGGUUGACAAAAUACACGCAUGCGUGGAGAGCAGUCUGGUGAGUCUGAAGCGUGACUUGGAGGGAUGGCGGGAGAUACUGCUGCCUUGCUAUGCAUUUGUCACCUGGGAGCAAAAGUACUUUGCCGGGAUCAUAAUGGGCAUCGUUAGCAUCGUAUUUCUGAUGCUCUGGUAUUUUGAACCUACUAUCUUGACCACGGUGGCAUUAUUUGCUCUGUUUCUCUGCAUUGUGGACUAUGUGGUACCUCUUGCUGCUUCAAACAUAUUUGACUCAGACAAUUGGACAGGAGAGAAGGAGAAGAAGUAUGAGCAGGUGUGUGAGCGCAUACUUCACGUGCGCGACCACACCACUUGUUUUUUCACCAUGCUUGCAGACCUCAAGCAGAACAAGCCGAAGAUCUAUUUCGUCUCAGUGAUGGGAGCAUUGGCUGCCAUUGCAUGGAUCGGUAACACCAUACCAAACCUGUUCCUGACUUACGUAAUCGUGUCAUUCCUUGUCAUGUUACCUGGCCUACGUGAGAGUGGAAUCAUGCAAGAGAUGACUGGAAAGGUCCUUGGGAUGGUUCAGCAGACAAUCGGAGGCAAGAAGAAAUCAAACUAAUCACCAGGAUGGUAGCCUGUCAACAUGCCCAUCAUCCCCUAACGCCAUCUAGUGCAGUGAAUGCUUACAGGAUCGUUGAGAGCGAAUUGGAGUAAGGAGGUGCGGAUGGUAUGGAUUAACAUAAUAUGUCAUUGGAGGUUUUACCUGCGGAUGAUAGGCAAUGCAGGGUGAGCAUGAUGAAAAUGAGAUGUAAGUUUUUUUUAGUUAAUGAUAAAAAAAGAUGUGGGAAUAUUGUGCGUGGAGUAUUUUCCAUUUAAUCUGUCUAAAGAGAAUGAUGUGUAAUCUGAAUAAGUGUUGUCGGUUGGUUUCUCUUCACCUUGUCUUGCGCUACUUAAUUGACCGGACUCUCAUCAAUUAUUUUUAUAAUCCCUGCCAGGCAACCCUCACGAUAGUAGCUCUACGCCUACACCAAAGAUUUAUUUAGCUUUAUAUUGCUUGAGUCCUCGUCUGUGGGAUGACGGGCGGAAUAUGUCGGCGUGGAACAUUUGCGGAGAUUUUGUGCAAAUGUUUCGUGGCGAGGUUUCGAAAGUUUGAAGCUCUUGUGCAGAUAUGAAAUACUUUCCUAUUUACGAUGGGGUUUUGUGAUAGAUAUGCAUGUCUAAUAAUAUGCCCCGUGUGUUAUGUGAAGUAAAUGUCUAUAUAUGUGUGAGGACAUGUAUUCAACUCUAGGAAUGCUGCUGCAUUCUGUACCUAUAACUCUGAUCUACAUUCUGUACUCAUCCGUGUACUGAUAGUAUGUGUUUGUUGCUGUAUGACCAGCAUUCAUUGUCAAUUAUAUCAUGCAGCUAUUGCGUAAGUCAUGGUCGCCAUAUUUUGCAACCAGCUAAUAAGGCUUUUGCCAAAAUCGAGUUUUUGUCAUUUGCAGCGAGUGCUUUUGCCAGGCUCACGAAUGUUGUGUUGCCUAUUCUUUCACAAACUAUUGCUGUUCUUGUCAUGGUCAUAGCCAUCGCGUUAUACCACUAAUGACUAUCCGAUAUUACUCUUGCGUGGUUUUGGCACAUACAAAAGGAAACAGCUGCAUCAUUCCUAGACUCACGUAAAGUGCAUUUAGCUGUAAAAUGUUUAUAACUACUAUGUAGAUCAUGUAAUAUCAAUGUUUGUAAUGUUUGUAAACUAAUUUUUAGCUACUGGUAUUUAAACGAGCAGCAUUUUGUUUUUAUGUCCUGUAUUUUCUUAGAAGAGAGAACAUGAUAUCAAUGAUAAGGUUUGUAUUUAAUAAUUUCAAAAUAUGUAAAUGUUUUGUGGCAAGGUAAGAUAACCAGACGUGAAUCAAUAUUAUACUCAAUGGUUUACAAAACCGUUUUGCCUAUUUCCCUCUAUUUAGUGUUGAAUGCAACAAUAUGAACAAGUCAAUAUUAUUGAGAUUCCAUUUUCUACUGUUUUUAUCAUAAAGUAUUAAAGCGUUUUUAGUCCGACUGUAAUUUUUUGUAUGCGCCUUAACACUUUUACUGUCAAAGACUGCCACUAGGUGGCAUGAGUGUAGUAUCCUUUUUAGGUAUAGAUCAGUGUACAGUACAAAUUACCAAAUUAUUGUGGUCUUAAUGUAGAUUGAGUGGUGUGUAUUGAAAUUAUCUGAAUUUCAAUGAGACUAUAAUUAAUUUGUGUCUGUAAUAUUUUUAAGGACUAUUAAUGAAACUAGAGCUAAGUUGGCAUGAUUGAAUUAUUGGCUAACGAUUGUUCCCACUAGGUGGCAACACGAAUUUAAGAAUUGUAAUGGCUAGUUACUAGCAAGGAGCUACAUAUAACUGUUAUAUGUAGCUCCUUGGUUACUAGUAGAACACGGUCGGGUGUUGCAUAUCCGGUUAGCCGUGCAGCAUUGCAAAAUUUGACAGAUCAUUGAAGGUUGAUUGGUCUCGUUCAUUGGCCAGGUGACAUGUCAACAAAGUGAUAUUUGUUGUUAACUUUGGCGCGUGUUGAGUAUGUUUGUCAUCAAGGCAACGAGGGCUGUCAACGUGACGUGUAUGUCAUCCAGGCGACCUGUCUGUCCUUAAGGUGACACGUUAUAAAGGUGAAAUUCAUGCCAUCAAGGUGGCGUAUGUGUCAUCAAGGUGACGUGGAUACCACCAAGGUGACGUGUGUAGCGUGAUGUGUGUGUCAUCAAUGUGAUAUGUGUCAUCAUGGUGAUAUGUAUGCCAUCAAUGUGACGUGUGUGUCAUCACGGUGACGUAUAUCAUAAAGGUUACAUAUGUCAUAAAGGUGAUGUGUAUGUGUGUCAUCAACGAGACGUUUAUCUUCAAGGUAACACGUGUGCCAUUCUAAUUUAUUUCACAUCUCUUGCACAGCAGGUGGUUACCCUGUCUGUAAUAAUCUUUGUCACCAUAACCUGCGUCUGCCAUCCCAAAUCUUCCUGUUUACACAGCAUGGAACCAACUGCUUUCCUUCGCGUGCACGUCACAUAGACCGUGGCGCGGAGCUGUGGUCGCUUCUCUAUAAUAACAACCCGAUCCACAGUGUCUGGAUAUAGUAGCAGUGUUCAGCUAAUGGUCAGUAGAGCUGUAUUCAUCGUAUUGUGUAGUAGGGACCAGCCAAGUUUGCCUUGCUUUCGGAUAUAAAGAAUCUGCAUUGUAUUCCUUAGACUUCGUGUGAAUCUGAUUUCCUGUCAUUGCCGCGGUAGCAGUAGAGAGAUUGACUAGUAAACGUUUUAUUUGUUGUUUUUACGUAACAUUAUCAGUCUUUAGGGUUAGUGCAUUUUUUAAUAGAGAGCUGUGUUUAGGAUGUCUGUGUGCAGGAGGUAUGAUGUACAUUUUUUAAUUCCUUGCUGGAACGAUUGGUGUUUUAUUCGAUGUUCGGUAAUAAAGUGUCAGUGUCACAAC